Molecule: messenger RNA, 1332 nt
Organism: Musa acuminata AAA Group (dessert banana)
Lineage: Eukaryota; Viridiplantae; Streptophyta; Magnoliopsida; Zingiberales; Musaceae
Exons: 1
Coding region: 1-1332 (443 amino acids)
Source: RefSeq, a predicted model, not a curated record
AUGGUACUGUAUGGUACUUCUGACACUCUGAUGUGCAGGGCGUUCCCCACAACACUAAGGGGACCAGCCCGCACAUGGUAUGGCGGCCUAAGGACUGGGACCAUCGCCUCAUUCGACCAGCUCGCUAGAGAUUUUGAGCUCCACUUCCUAGCCAGCGCACGACCAAAACCGUCCGUUGCCUUGCUUCUCGGACUAUACCAGAGGGAGGACGAGUCCCUCUCCCACUUUGUGAACCGUUUUGCCACGCAGAUCCGGGGAUUAUCCGACGCUCACCCCUCUCUAUUGAUGCAGGCGUUCAUGACAGGACUACGACCUUCCCGAUUCUUCUGGUCCCUCGUUGAGAGACCCCCCUCCGCGGUACCGGAGAUGCUUCAGCGGGCAAACCAGUUCAUCGCGGCUGAGGCUUGGAUGGCCGGAAAGCAGGAAAAGCACACGAGGGUUAGACCGGAACUGGCUCGCGGGCAACAGCCUGCCGCGACUAGGUGCAGGCUGGACCAAUUCGACCUACCCGCUCCGAGGCCUCCUCUGCCCCCCCUAGGCACCUCUCGAAUGGAGAUAUUUCUCCAGAUAAAAGAGAGAGGGUUACUCAGGGCUCCUGUUCCGAUGAAAAACCCGUGGGAGCUCGCCGACCAGUCCAAGCAUUGCAGCUUUCACAGGCAAAAUGGGCACGACACCGAAGACUACCAUGAACUGAAGUGGCAGAUCGAGGAGCUCGUCCGCGCGGGCCACCUCAGUCGGUACAUCCGACAUAACGGGGAGCCCUCGCCUCUCCCGGAGGGCCCCGUGGAGCGCCACAUCGAUGUCAUCACCGGAGGACCGACGGCUGGGGGAACCAGUAUGUCGGGAAGAAAGGCAUACGCCCGUUCUGCCAGGAUCGACGCUCCCCAACGUGGUCCCGACCCCAAGGUCGCAUUCCCUCCCGAGGACGUCAAGCCACCGGAGCACGACGAUGCGCUUGUGAUAAUGGCUCGAAUCGCUAACGCCCAGGUGAGGAGAAUCAUGAUCGAUACCGGAAGCUCGGCCGACGUGCUCUAUCUGGACGCCUUCUGGAAGUUGGGAUUAAUAAAAGAAUCCCUAAAGCCUAUCUGCUCAGUGCUCAUGAGGUUCACCGGCGACUCCGUCUCGCCAUCGGGGACUGUCACCUUGCCCCUCACCUUGGGAGCGUCGCCCCGAACAAAGACGGUGAUGUCCACCUUCUUGGUGGUAGAUCUUCCUGCUGCCUACAACGCCAUCCCCACCCUCAACAAAAUCAGAGCUGUAGUCUCCACCUAUCAUCAAACGGUGAAGUUUCCUACCCCCGCCGGGACAGGCGAAGUUUGGGGAAGCCCCUGA